AUGCUGGCCCUAUUUGGAUGCGAACAACUAAAGGUCGCGGGCACAAGGCAUAUAAGGGCUAUAUUAUUGUUUUCGUUUGUUUUGCUACGAGAGCGGUCCCUUUGGAAGCGUGUACGGACUACACAGCGUUUUAAGCCUCUAGCGGUCCCGCACUUCGGAGGACUUUGGGAAGCAGUUGUCUGUUCUGCAAAACAUCAUCUUCGUCGAGUAGUGGGAGAUACUUCUCUGACUUUUGAGGAAAUGACAACCUUCCUCACGCAGGUAGAGGCUUGUCUCAAUUCACGACCGCUACAGGUUCAGAGCGAUGAUCCGAAUGAUCUGGUACCGUUGAAGCCAAAUAAUUUCUUGAUCGUUUCUCCAAUCUUCACGGUUCCAGAACCUUUUCUCAUCAACCUUAAGCAAAAUCGACUACAACGCUGGCAGCUUACCAGACACAUGUACGAAGAUUUCUGGACCAGAUGGUGCUCUGAAUAUCUAUAA
Molecule: messenger RNA, 480 nt
Organism: Belonocnema kinseyi
Lineage: Eukaryota; Metazoa; Arthropoda; Insecta; Hymenoptera; Cynipidae
Exons: 1
Coding region: 1-480 (159 amino acids)
Molecular function (GO): nucleic acid binding
Source: RefSeq, a predicted model, not a curated record